CGAAGUUCGCCUAAAUGCAUUCAUCAAUGUAGCCCCCCAUCUUAAGAAAGCUUUUGACUUUUAUCCCCUAUAAAAUAUAAAUGCGAAUUUUGCACCCUCAUCUUCUCCUGCCCAGAAAAAUAAAAAAGGGGGAUGGCAAUCUCUAAACCCUAUCCGCUACUGAUAUUUCUCCUGGCUAUGGCGUCGCGUUUCUUGGAAGCCAAGGCGGGUGGGGUCUUCUGCAGCAAUCCCUACGAGCGCUGCUACCAAAAGUACAUUGACUGUCCGGACGAAUGCCCCACCACUGGCGCCACCAACUCCAAGAACAAAGUCUGCUAUGUCGAUUGCGAUUAUCCCCUCUGCAACUCCCAGUGUCGCUUUCGCCAGCCAAACUGCUACCACCCUGGAUCCGCCUGCCAUGACCCCAGGUUCAUUGGCGGCGACGGCAUCAUUUUCUACUUCCACGGCAAGAGCAACGAGCAUUUCUCCCUCGUCUCGGAUUCCCAUCUUCAGAUCAAUGCCAGAUUCACCGGACAUAGACCUGCUGGUAGAGCCAGAGACUUCACCUGGAUCCAGGCCCUUGGGAUCCUCUUCGGCUCCCACGAGUUCUCUCUCGAGGCUGCGAAAACCGCCACCUGGGACAGCAACUUCGAACAUCUCAAGCUCGUCUAUGACGGGCGAGAUUUGGAUCUCCCGGGGGGAACUCUCUCCACCUGGUACUCGCCCGACAAGGCCAUAAAGGCCGAGAGAGUUGCGGAGAGGAACAGCGUGACGGUGAUGAUCAAGGACAAAGCCGAGAUCAUGGUCAAGGUUGUUCCCGUGACAAAGGAAGACGACAGGAUCCAUGGCUACAGGGUACCUGCAGAUGACUGUUUUGCCCAUUUCGAGGUUCAGUUCAGGUUCUUCAAGCUGUCCCCCGAGGUGGACGGAGUCUUGGGACGUACUUACAGGCCCGAUUUCAAGAACCCGGCUAAACCAGGAGUCGCCAUGCCUGUCCUGGGCGGGGAGGAUAGCUUCAGGACCUCCUCUCUCCUCUCUACUGACUGCAAGACUUGCCUUUUCUCCGGACCUAUGGCUUCUUCGGGUGGUAUCAUCAAGUCGGGUAUCGGGUAUGGAACCUUGGAUUGCACCCGCGGGGCGUCCUCUGGAUACGGAAUCAUCUGCAGGAGAUGAUCCUGCAGCUUUCUAACGAAGGGGCAGAAAUUUCUGCAGAGAAUCCUAGUACUAUCAAGUGUAAAUCUUGUGUUCGUUAUGUUAUGGAUGUUGUAAUGUGAUUCUAUAGGCACUGAUGCGAAUGUUCUUGAACGCAGCAGACGAGGAGGAACUCUGGGUCUUGAAUCGGAAACAUUAUAUUACUAAUACGAAAAACUAAGAUUCAUGA
Messenger RNA from Tarenaya hassleriana, 1360 nucleotides. RefSeq lists its product as uncharacterized. NCBI's taxonomy places the organism in Eukaryota, Viridiplantae, Streptophyta, Magnoliopsida, Brassicales, Cleomaceae. The record is from RefSeq and is a predicted model, not a curated record. The coding region runs from base 133 to 1152 and encodes 339 amino acids. The transcript is spliced from 3 exons.